Molecule: messenger RNA, 1137 nt
Organism: Hirsutella rhossiliensis
Lineage: Eukaryota; Fungi; Ascomycota; Sordariomycetes; Hypocreales; Ophiocordycipitaceae
Product: glycosyl hydrolases family 18 domain-containing protein
Exons: 4
Coding region: 1-1137 (378 amino acids)
Biological process (GO): carbohydrate metabolic process; chitin catabolic process
Cellular component (GO): extracellular region
Molecular function (GO): chitinase activity; chitin binding
Source: RefSeq, a predicted model, not a curated record
AUGGACCGAGGAUCUGAGACCGGCUAUCGAUCCGUGGCCUACUUCGUCAACUGGGCCAUCUAUGCUCGGAAGCAUCGUCCCCAGGACCUUCCCGUGGAGAAUCUGACUCAUAUUCUCUACGCGUUCGCCAAUGUCCGUAGCGACACCGGCGAGGUGCAUCUGACCGACACUUGGGCCGACACAGACAUCCACUGGGAAGGCGACUCGUGGAACGACAAUGGCACUAACCUCUACGGUUGUCUCAAGCAGCUCAACCUCCUCAAGAAGCGCAACCGCAACCUCAAGGGCCGCGAUACCUUUGCCAAAAGCAGCCUCGAGCUGCUCAAGAACCUUGGCUUCGACGGCAUAGACAUUGACUGGGAAUACCCUCAGGACCCAGCGGAAGCAGAUCAUCUGGUGCAGCUUCUUGCUACCGUCCGCAGCGAGCUAGAUGCUUAUGCGUACAAGCUGGGAAACUGCCGACGCUUCGAGUUGACGGUGGCCUGCCCGGCUGGAGCCCAAAACUACCAAAAGAUGAACAUUAGUGCCAUGGACAAGUUGCUGGACUUCUGGAACCUGAUGGCCUACGACUAUGCGGGCUCUUGGGAUUCCCUUAGCGGCCACCAGGCAAACCUGUUCCCGAGCUGCGACAAUCCCCCCUGUACACCCUUCUCGAGUGCUGCAGCCGUCGACUAUUACGUCAGCCAAGGUGUCGUGCCCUCCAAGAUUGUCCUCGGGAUGCCUCUGUACGGGCGUGCAUUUGAGAAUACGGACGGUCCCGGCAAACCUUACCAGGGAGUCGGCGAUGGUACGUGGGAGCGCGGUGUGUACGACUACAAGAAGCUGCCACUCGAGGGCGCCGAUGUAUGCUACGACGGCAAUAUCGGCGCGGCCUUUUGCUAUGACCAACGCCAGCGGCGAUUCGUGAGCUACGACACGCCACAGUUGACCACGGCCAAGGCCGACUUUGUCAAGCAGAGGGGCCUCGGCGGCGCCAUGUGGUGGGAGAGCAGCGCCGACAAGGCCGGUUCGGAGAGCCUGAUCGGGACGGCUGUCGCGAGUCUCGGAGGCUCGCAGAUGCUGUUGAGGCAGGAGAAUCACAUCGAGUACCCGGACACCAAGUAUGACAAUCUCCGAAACGGCUUCCCGGGUCAGUGA